GACAAAGGCAAACAUUCCCCCAUCCGGUCAAGGUCUGCACUCGACAAGGGAGGCUCGCCCUUCUUAUCUCUACCCUCCCCCCCCCCCCCCCCCCCCUCUUAGUCUUUCGGCGGUCUAAGAAGCAGAUUGCUUUUUGGUUCGAGGUUUGUAGGUGCGACGGACAGCAGAAGAUACCUGAAUCUCGUCAAGAAGAAAGCAAACGCAUUUUCGAAGCGACUCGGUCGACAUGUUGUCCAAGAGGGGCCUCCUGUGGCUCAAGUUGGGACGUACCCUCAACUUGGACCUGGGCUGUUUCGGAAUGGGGCUAGUGAUGUCCCUUACUGGAGUGGCCCUCCUUGACUUGGUGGAGAUCUACGAAUCGGACGUGAAGACCGUGUCGCACCUCAUCACCACAAGAUGCGUCGCCGGACUUGUGGGAUCACUGUUGGGUGGGAAGUUGUACGACACGUACAACACGCAGGUGAUGUCCAUCUUGACCAUGGUGACGGCCGUCGCUUCAGUGCUCAUGAUUCCCAUCAGCGGAAACUUGGCGCUUGCGCACUUCGUGGUGUUCGUCGGUGGCGUGGGAUUUGGUGCAUUCGACACUGGUGGCAACGUUUGGAUCAUCAAGCUCUGGCCCCAAAAUAGCAGUCCAGCCCUGCAAGUGUUCCACCUGAGCUUCGGCAUCGGCUGCCUCGUGGCCCCCUUACUCGCCGAGCCCUUCCUCUCUACGAUUCCCACGGACGACGACGAACUCGUGUCAGACAACCCGGUCGCCUUCAACGAAUCAACCUACUUCCUCUACCCCACCAACCAGACUAACAACUCAACCCUGCCCGUGGAAUCGAGGGUCCACUACGCAUUUGCCAUCGCCAGCGGCUUCUACCUUAUCCCCAUGAUCUCCAUGAUCGUGCUUUACUUCAUCGACAACAGCGAUUUCAAGCCACCCAAGAAGAACCAUCUGGAGCAGGCGUUGGACAAGGAGGAAGCCGCUGAGGACGUGCGAUUCAGCAGGGUCCUGCUGGGCUUGCUGGCUGCCUACGUCUGUGUCUACGUCGCACUUGAGUGUUCAUCGGGACAGAUGAUUACGGCCUACGCUGUCAAAUGUGACCUUCAUCUAGCCAAAACAACAGCGUCUCGGAUGGCUGCCGUUUACUUCCUGUGCUUCGCAGGGAGCAGGGUCAUCGCGGCUCUGAUAGCCAUCAAGGUGACGUCCUACCAGAUGCUGGUGGGAUCCCAUGCCAUCCUCGCCGUCACGGCGGUGGUCAUGCUAAUGUGGGGUAACUCGUCCGAAGCUGUGCUCUGGGCAUGUGCCGCGCUGCUAGGGUUAGGGCAGGGUCCUAUCUACGGCGCUGCGGUGGCGUGGACGGUGAGCUACAUCAACAUGAGCAACGGGAUGAUGUCCCUCAUCAUCGUGACGGCGGGCAUGGGAGCGAUGGCACCAUCGCUGCUCGUGGGACAGUUCUUAGAGUACAAUCCGUCUGUGUUCUUGUAUGUUUGUUUUGUGACGGUGGUGCUAUGUAUCGUGGUGCUUCUGGCCAUGUUUCUGUUUACAAGAAAACGGCCAAUGCUAAUUCACGUGAAAGAGAAGUGUCUAAAUAAUGUAAAUGGGGACGCUGUAACUAAAGAUGACCCAUUUUCCCUAUAAAGUGGUAUAAAACUUGGACUUAGCUAAGGGCUCCUUUCUCGCAGAUUAGAUUAUUGGGAUUCUAUAUAGUUCAGUGUCUAUUGUUUCGUUAAAUACUUCGCUGCGUUUCUUUCGUUGCGAUAUCUCACUCGUUUUCUAAAUUUUUCAUUGGUCUCACACAGCCUCCAGAUUUGUUUAUGAUUCCGGAUUAAAAAUCCCGAAGUCCUUGCUUUACUCUGAGCACCAUGAAAUUCGAUUGUCCGAUCUUAGUUAUCUUUGUCUAGUUUUACCCGGAUAUUUUGACAUUGGUGUCAAAAAAUUAAAAAUAUAUUUUGGCUCCGGCAA
This is a messenger RNA of Ixodes scapularis (black-legged tick), 1951 nucleotides long. RefSeq names its product sodium-dependent glucose transporter 1A. Gene Ontology annotation, biological process: transmembrane transport. The transcript has 4 exons. Bases 227 to 1627 code for a protein of 466 amino acids. The record is from RefSeq and is a predicted model, not a curated record. Lineage: Eukaryota; Metazoa; Arthropoda; Arachnida; Ixodida; Ixodidae.